AUGAUACCAUGUAUUUGUAUUGUGGGGAGCUUGACAUAUGCUCAAGUUUGCACUAGACCAGAUAUAACCUACGCAGUCAGUAUCCUUAGUAGGUUUCAAUCAAAUCCAGGACAAGAGUAUUGGAAAUCGGCUAAGAAAGUUAUGAGGUACUUGAAGAAAACUGGAGGUUAUAUGCUUUCUUUCCAGUAUUCACAUCAUCUUGAGAUUUUGGGGACAACCAAGAGCACAAGGAGAAUAUAUUUGAGAGAUAAAUGGUUGGAAAAAAUCAAGAUCAAGCCAUCAAGAAUUCAAAUCCAAAAGGGAGCAGAGAUAGAAAGCAAUGUUGGCGAGAAAAUGCUGGGAAAUGUAUGCAAUGAGCAUAAGAUUUUGAUUCCAACUGCUGACCUUUUGUCUCUCUCACAACAACAGUGUACUCUCGCUUCUCAUCUUCAGCAACCUAUACCUGAGGAUGAAGCUAAUAAGAUGAUGUUCAAUUCUUGGUGA
Molecule: messenger RNA, 483 nt
Organism: Olea europaea var. sylvestris
Lineage: Eukaryota; Viridiplantae; Streptophyta; Magnoliopsida; Lamiales; Oleaceae
Exons: 3
Coding region: 1-483 (160 amino acids)
Source: RefSeq, a predicted model, not a curated record